AUGGAAUCACCGUCAUCUUCGACCCGGUUUACCCUUCUCCCUACUUCUUACCUGGCCUCACAACCGCCCUCAUCCGAAAUCACCUUACAAUCGUUAAUUGACACUUCUGAUCGUAUGGCGGAAGAGGCGAGAGAGGCUUUACCGUACAGUUUCGAUGAAUGUACUUUUGAUAAAGGUUAUUUGCGACAGAGUGUAUGGUCCUGCCUAGAUUGCGGAGAAAAAGGAGUCUGUUAUGGAUGUUCCAUCUCAUGUCAUGCCGAACAUCGCUUGGUCGAACUUUGGACUCGUCGAACAUUCAAAUGUGACUGUCCAACAAAGUCUACCCAGCCUGAACCCAAAAGUAAAUUUGAGUCCGGUCAUCCAGCCAAAAGAAGAAGAAGGUGUAAUUUAUAUCCGCCAGAAUCGCAACCACAAGAACCUAAUGAACGGAAUCAUUACACUCAAAACUUCAAAGGGAAAUUCUGUAGAUGUGAUAGAGAAUAUAAUGCUGAGACUGAAACUGAAGCUAUGAUCUGUUGUAUAGCAUGUGAAGAUUGGUUCCAUGAAUCGUGUCUCAGUUUACGACUACCCAGUAAUAUCUCUACCAGAAUAUCCGAUUUAGAAGGUAAUCCAUCUUCGAGUUCGGCUUCGGUGAUUCAAGAUGGAGUAGCUGCGGAAAUUGAUGAGGAAGGAGAUGACGGAGACGAUGAAGAUGAAGAAUCAUCUGUGUUGAUCAGAUCAGAUAGUUAUGAUGGUUUGAUUUGUUCAAAUUGCGUCAAGAGUAAUCAUUAUCUGAGUAGUCAAGCUGGGAAACAAGGUUGGAUGAUCAUCGAACCACAUUCUGAAGGUGGAUGGGAAGUGAUUGGACAAGAAUCAAAUGUCCCAGGUGCAGAUGUCACUGAGAUCGAGAAUACCAAGGAAGAUACUAAAGAAGACAAUAUGAAGAGGAAAGCUGAACGUGGAAAUGGAAUUGAAGCUGAACCUGAUCACAAGAAAGUCAAAAUUGAUAAUGGACUUUCCACACCGAUUACCGCUAGUACUGAGCGUGAAUCCACUUCUCACGAUGAUGAACGACCAGAUGAAAUCAAAAAUCACGAGACUCGCUGGAAAUGGAAAGGAACAGGCGAUAUCUUCUUAGCGAAUGGCGUAAGAGAGAAACUCAAGGAUCAACUCGAUCAAAAGACAAUUGCUUCUUUACCAUUCCCCCUUGAAGAUGAAGAGAUAUACGAACCUCCAAAAGAUGACGAUCAAGAAGAAACCAUAGAACAAGUCACUUCCAGAGUAAUGACUUCUUUGCCUAGAGUGCAGGCUAUAGAAGCUUUACAUGGCUAUCAGAAGUUGAAGGAUAGGCUUAACAGUAUGCUUCAAGAACACGUAGCUUCUGGGAAAACAGUUAGUAAAGAGGAUAUAGAAGGUUUAUUCGAACAAUUAAAGGGGAGAACGAAUUGA
Messenger RNA from Kwoniella shivajii, 1428 nucleotides. RefSeq lists its product as uncharacterized. Gene Ontology annotation, cellular component: cytoplasm. The coding region runs from base 1 to 1428 and encodes 475 amino acids. The transcript has 7 exons. Gene Ontology annotation, molecular function: ubiquitin protein ligase activity; zinc ion binding. NCBI's taxonomy places the organism in Eukaryota, Fungi, Basidiomycota, Tremellomycetes, Tremellales, Cryptococcaceae. The record is from RefSeq and is a predicted model, not a curated record.